Messenger RNA from Haplochromis burtoni (Burton's mouthbrooder), 1371 nucleotides. RefSeq names its product olfactory receptor 2K2-like. The coding region runs from base 166 to 1137 and encodes 323 amino acids. The transcript has a single exon. Gene Ontology annotation, biological process: G protein-coupled receptor signaling pathway. Gene Ontology annotation, molecular function: olfactory receptor activity; G protein-coupled receptor activity. The record is from RefSeq and is a predicted model, not a curated record. Lineage: Eukaryota; Metazoa; Chordata; Actinopteri; Cichliformes; Cichlidae. Gene Ontology annotation, cellular component: membrane.
UCCCCUGUGAUUUUCCAAAGCUGUGAGCUUUCAUUCCAGAUCAAUGAUUGGCUGGUUUGAAAUCCCAGCUCACGUGUUGCUGUUAUCUGUACCUGAUAGAGGAGAGAGGAGAACAGAGACCAGAUACAGUGAGAGACUAGGCUUCACUUACAUCUCUCAAUCACAAUGAAUAAUGUUUCUGUAAUAACAAUGUUUUUUCUUUCAGGUUUCAAUGAAACAGUCAGUCACAGGUUUGUUCUCUUUUUCCUCAGUUUGUUGUGUUACUGCAUCAUUUGCCUGCUAAAUGUUUCUCUCAUUGUGAUCAUCAUCUUGGACAGCAACCUCCAUGAAUCAAUGUAUAUUCUGCUCUGUGUCUUUUGCAUCAAUGCACUUUAUGGAACAGCAGGUUUCUACCCCAAAUUUCUCUGGGAUCUCCUCUCUGAUGUUCAUCUCAUCUCAUAUUAUGGUUGCCUUAUUCAGACUAAGGUGAUUUAUUCUUUUGUCUGUGGUGAACUGUCGAUUCUUGCACUCAUGGCAUAUGACAGAUAUGUGGCCAUAUGUCAGCCACUGAAGUACCACUCUAUCAUGUCAAAGCAAAGAGUCAUUAGGUUUGCAUGUUUUUUGUGGUUAACAACCAUCUGCAUUGCGGCUACAAAUGCCUUUCUAACAUCCAGACUGAAGUUAUGCAGCCCGUAUCUUUCCACACUCUUCUGUGUGAACUGGAUUAUUGUUCAACUCGCUUGUUUUCCAGCACAAACUAUAGUUAAUGGCAUAUUUGCAAAUAUUACAAUAAUUAUUUAUUUGCUUCAUGGUGUUUUUAUAGUUUGGUCCUAUAUGUAUAUCAUUCAAACAUGUGUAAAGUCUAUAGAAAACAGGGCAAAGUUCAUGCAAACAUGUGUCCCACAUCUCGUCUCAUUAUUUACUUUUGUUGUGGCAAUACUUACUGAUGUUAUAAGUAUGCGACUGGGUUCGAAAGAGUUGCCUCGGACCCUUCAAAACUUUGUAGCAUUAGAGUUUCUUGUCAUUCCUCCUAUUAUGAAUCCUCUGAUUUACGGUUUCAAACUGACCAAAAUUCGAAAAAAAAUUUAUAGUGUUGUUAUUUUAAAAAGAACUAAUUUUUGUUUUAUUCGAUCAGAAAAUAGUUUCACACACAGCUAAGUGUCACACCCAUUGUUUGACAUCCAUUUUAAAAUAAGUCCAAAAAAAUGUUUAAUUUUUACUGAAAUUUGUGUUUUAUUUGGAGUUGUCUGAAAACAUGUCUAUUGAUGUGAGCGGAUAUGAAGUUUUAUUAUUUAUCUGCAUUUCCCAGAUGAUUUACAUUUUGUAGAUGUCUUUGCACUAAAUGUAUUUUUGAUGGUCACCUGCCUAAUUACCAAAAAAACACUGAUAUGU